AUGCGGGCGGCGGGCGACAUUGGCAAGUACUGCGAGGGCAUGAUGGAACAGGGAUACCGGCCAGCCAAGGCUGACAAGGACCUGGAUGAGGAAGAGGUCGAUGCCAUGGCCAUCAAGACCUACAUACACAGGUGGGCCAAGCUCCUGCUACUGGAGGCGGAUGAAGGCGUCCUGCAGCAUGUGCAGGCGCUCAAGGACUGGCCCCUGGAGCUGCUCAGUGCAGAGGGCUGGGUGCUGCUGGAUAUGGAGGCCAGCAGGGCCGGCAAGUAUCAUGACAUGCGGCAGGUCAAAUUCAGCAUCAAAGAUGGGGAGGAGCUGCCCAGGACGGCGUUUGGGUAA
Molecule: messenger RNA, 339 nt
Organism: Monoraphidium neglectum
Lineage: Eukaryota; Viridiplantae; Chlorophyta; Chlorophyceae; Sphaeropleales; Selenastraceae
Exons: 4
Coding region: 1-339 (112 amino acids)
Source: RefSeq, a predicted model, not a curated record